Molecule: messenger RNA, 2545 nt
Organism: Protobothrops mucrosquamatus (brown spotted pit viper)
Lineage: Eukaryota; Metazoa; Chordata; Lepidosauria; Squamata; Viperidae
Gene: GCNT2
Product: glucosaminyl (N-acetyl) transferase 2 (I blood group)
Exons: 3
Coding region: 1-1236 (411 amino acids)
Biological process (GO): transforming growth factor beta receptor signaling pathway
Cellular component (GO): membrane
Molecular function (GO): acetylglucosaminyltransferase activity
Source: RefSeq, a predicted model, not a curated record
AUGCGGUCUGACAAGCCUCGGUACAUCUUCGCGGUCUUCCUGCUGAGCGGGCUCUCGGCGCUGCUGCUCCUCCUGCUCGGGCAACCUCCCCCGGCGUCAAAACAGACGCCGCCGCCUCGGCUACCCCGGCUUCCACGGCUCCGGGAGAGCGAUUUCCUCCGCCGUGCGUGUGGGGCUCUGGCCCGGGGCCAGAAGACCUUCGUGUGGGGAAACCAUCUCCGGACGUCCUUCGACAGAGCCGCCUCCUGCGAAGAUUACGUGGCGGGGAGCCACUAUGUGACGAGGCCCGUCUCCGCCGAAGAGGCGGCUUUCCCCUUGGCCUACAUCUUCACCCUCCACAAAGAGCUGGCGACCUUCGAGCGGCUCUUCAGGGCGAUUUACGCCCCCCACAACGUUUACUGCAUCCACGUGGAUGAGAAAGUGCCCACCAGGUACAAGCAAGAUGUGGAGAGAGUGUUGGAAUGCUUCCCCAACGCCUUCCUGGUCUCCAAAGCCGAGCCGGUGGUCUAUGCCGGCAUCUCCAGGCUUCAGGCUGACUUGAACUGCAUGAAGGACCUGCUGCGAUCCCCCACCCGCUGGAAGUACGUCCUCAACAUGUGUGGGCAAGAUUUCCCACUGAAAACGAACAAGGAAAUUGUCCAGCACCUGAAAAAGUUUAAAGGGAAGAACAUCACCCCUGGCAUCCUCCCCCCACCUUCAAUAACUUUAAGGACCAAGUUUGCUUACAAGGAAAACAUAGGCAAGAAAGUUUCCUACAUGAGAAGGACCGAGACCCUAAAAUCGCCACCUCCCCACAACCUCACUAUCUAUUUUGGGUCUGCCUAUAUUGCUCUGACUAGGCCUUUUGUGGCGUUCCUCUUCAAUGACUCCAGGGCCAUUGAUUUGCUGAAAUGGUCCAGAGACACUUACAGUCCCGACGAACACUUUUGGGUAACCCUCAAUCGGAUUCCAGGUGUCCCUGGUGCCAUGCCAAAUGCCACAUGGGAAGGUAACUUGAGAGCUGUGAAAUGGAGUGACGCAGACAAGAAUCAUGGAGGAUGCCAUGGUCAUUAUGUCAGAAGCAUAUGUAUCUAUGGAACUGGUGACUUGCCAUGGCUGCUGAAAUCCCGAAACCUAUUUGCUAACAAAUUUGAACUCAAAACAUAUCCACCUACUGUAGAAUGCCUGGAAUUGAAACUUCGGGAAAGAGCACUGAAUGAGAGCGAAAUACCAGUUGAACCAAGCUGGUACUUUUAAUUUUAAAAAAAUAAACACUUAUUGGGGAAGAAGGAUAAUAAUAAAAACUGCUCCUUUUAGAACAACUGUUUUUGCCUUGACGUGAGGUAUUUUUUGGGGGGAUGUUCAAUAUGGAUCAUCUUUUUUUAAUACGUGAAAAAUCUUUGCAUUUUAACUGACCUAAGGAUUCUGCACCAUCUCUGUAUUUCAUUGAAUUUUAUUCCAAUUUUUUAAAAGGUGGUUCUCAUUUCGGAACAGGAUUCUCCUUGUCUUCCAAUUGCAUAGAUGACUGUUCGCUAACACCCUCAGGAAAUAAAAUAAAAAAUUCUGAAUAAUUAGGUUAAAGAGUGAAUUCGGAUUAUCUUACUAAUUGAUGGUCCAAAUGGAAGGAUUAAGACUUUAAUCACUGAAGAUUCAGAGAUGGAUCUUCUAGCUCAGCUUGCUAUUUGCACACAACCUGAGUUUGCUUCUACCUGUACUUUACUAUUACUACUUGUUUCUGAAUAGGUCAAAUUCUUAGACUCUUACAUUAUCUGCUAAACUUGGAGAAAUGACCUUCUAUACUGUACUACUAUAGACUUAUCCUCUUUAACAACAGAGCAGCCAAGCAGCCAAUGAACCAGGAUAGGACAGAUGAUCUGAAAGACAGACCAAGAAUGUACUGUAUAUAGAAGAGUAAAACAUUCAUUGGAAAAAUGCAUUAAUAUUAGAUCAAUAGUAUGUUUCCACUUUUAUCAAGUUUUGCUUGGCCACUUAAUGAGCCCAGAAAUGAUGUAAAGAAGAGCUUCUAGAAUGUACAGAAAUAAUUUUAGAUGGACCAACAUUUUUUGAUUUAGGAGGCUAUCACUAUCUUCAAAGCAGAAGUGCCAUCAUUAUCUUUUAUACCAUCUGCUAAUCUGAAAGUCAUUUUCAUUAUUCUUUAGAUAACAUUUCUGCACAGAAUUUUAAUUUCCAUCCCAUCUACUAUGGAAAAUGUAAAGAAAGAAAUAGCAAUGUAUGCUAAACGUUUUAGGGUGGAAAAAGAAAAAAAAACCACUCAAAAAUCAACACAGGAAAAAAAAUCUUUGUAUUUUAGACUGAAUGUUGCAAUUCUAUCAUGAAAUACUAUAAAAGAUAUUUAUGGCAAUCAGUAUACUAAUAAAAUACCUAUCUUUGCAGAAGUCCUUUAACCAUUAUAUAAUUUCAUUGUCACUAUUUCUAUUAAAAACUAGCUGUACCCGGCCACGCGUUGCUGUGGCUCAGUCUGGUAAAAGCGUGUGUUGCUUUUACGUCCAACAGAUGGCGCUGUUUUUCAAAAAAAGCAUGUUUUUACCUGUCACAGGUGUGACAU